Molecule: messenger RNA, 1583 nt
Organism: Drosophila takahashii
Lineage: Eukaryota; Metazoa; Arthropoda; Insecta; Diptera; Drosophilidae
Product: probable cytochrome P450 6a19
Molecular function (GO): monooxygenase activity; heme binding; oxidoreductase activity, acting on paired donors, with incorporation or reduction of molecular oxygen
Source: RefSeq, a predicted model, not a curated record
CCUAAAAUGUUGAUUCUACUCGGACUGUUGGUCGGUGCUCUUAGCCUCGCCGGCUGGUGGGUGCAACAGCUCUAUACGUACUGGAAGCGUCGGGGCAUUCCCCACGAUCCACCCAAUUUUCCGUUCGGUAACACCGUUGAACUCCAAAGGACUAUGCAGAUGUCCCACAUCCUCAAGCGAACGUAUUUUAAAUACAAAAACCAGACCGACGGCCCUUUUGUGGGAUUCUACGUUUUUGCAAAGAAAUUUAUUGUGAUAACCGACAUUGAUUUUGUGAAAACUGUGCUGAUUAAAGACUUCGAAAAGUUCCACGAUCGCGGGGUGUAUCACAACGAAAAGGACGACCCACUGACAAGCAAUUUGACUGCUAUUGAAGGUGAAAAGUGGAAAAACCUGAGACAAAAGCUUACCCCAACUUUUACGUCCGGAAAAAUGAAGAACAUGUUCCCCACAGUUUUGAAUGUGGGAGAUGAACUGAUUCGGGUUUUUGAUGAGAAGAUCUCGGGCGCUUCACAGACCCUGGAAGUCACCGACCUUGUGGCCCGUUUCACAGCCGACGUGAUUGGAAUCUGCGCUUUUGGCCUGGAAUGCAAUAGCUUGAGGGAUCCCAAGGCGGAAUUCGUCAGAAUGGGAAACUCGGCGAUUACCGAUCGCCGUCAUGGCAGACUGGUGAACCUACUCAUCUUCGGAGCACCAAAGUUGGCCGCCAAACUGGGAAUUAAGACCAUGCCCCCGGAGAUAGAGGAGUUUUAUUUGAAUAUCGUCAGAAAGACCAUCGAUUAUAGAGUAAGGAACAAGGUAACUCGGAACGAUUUCAUGGACAUGCUGAUCGAUAUUAAGCUGAAAUACGACAAUGGGGAUAAGCAAAAUGGCCUUACAUUCAACGAGGUCGCUGCACAGGCCUUCAUAUUCUUCCUGGCUGGUUUUGAGACGAGCUCGACCACCAUGGGAUUUGCCCUAUACGAACUGGCCUGCAAUCAGGAUGUUCAGGAAAAACUGCGAACAGAAGUCAAUAGUGUUCUGGAGAAACAUCAUGGAAAACUUGAUUACGACAGCAUGCGGGAGAUGACUUAUCUGGAAAAGGUCAUCGAUGAGACCCUAAGAAAACAUCCUGUGGUGGGCCAUCUGGUCCGUACUGCGACCAAGGACUAUGUGCACUCGAAUCCAAAAUACUUUAUUGAAGCCGACACUGGAGUUCUGGUGCCGACCCUAGCCAUCCACCACGAUCCCGAGUUCUAUCCGGAACCGGAAAAGUUCAUACCAGAGCGCUUCGAUGAGGAGCAAAUCCAACAACGUCCCGCCUGCACUUUUCUGCCCUUUGGGGAUGGUCCUCGAAAUUGUAUUGGUCUUCGAUUCGGACGGAUGCAGGUCGUCGUUGGAAUGGCCCUGCUCAUUCACAACUUUAAAUUCGAGUUGCACCCCAUUAAGACGACGGUUCCGGUUAAGUAUAAGGUCAAAAGUUUUUUGUUAAGCUCCGAAGGUGGAAUCAACCUUAAUGUCACUAAGAUUAGGAAGCACUGAAAUGAUUCAUAACAAAAAGUAAUUGCUCUAGAAAGGAGAAAUGCCUGGAGGGGAAAAUUACU